UAAAAGCUUCAGAGAGAAGCAGGAUGUAGGACCGUUACACACCAACAUGGCCCUCCAAGGUCCGUUCUCUCUUCUCAUGUCGACGGUUUAGGGGAGAGGUGUUGGCGGGGACAGCCUGACGUCUUGAAAAUGUCGACCAUCCUGGAUGCGGCGUCCAAGGCGAAAUGGAACCGCAUGACUGUAGCCAAGCGAGCCGUGUGUGUGGUGGCUGCUGCCUACGCUGUCAAAACAUUGUACCCUAUCAUCUACAGGCAAGUGUGCAAAAAUAAACCGACUGAAAACGGUGCUACAUGUCCGGCCGUAUCGCGUAAAGAUGUUACGGAUCCGUCAAAGACGUCCCCUGGGGUCAACGCCGAAUUCUUCAAGCAGAUGCUCGAACUUGCUAAAAUCCUCUUCCCCAAACUAGUGUCCAAAGAGAUCGGCUUACUCUCCUUGCAUUCAGUGGCGCUCGUUUCCAGGACCUUUUUGUCCAUAUACGUUGCCAGCUUGGAUGGGAAGAUAGUUAAAAGCAUCGUGGAGAAGCAACCCAAGAGCUUCAUCAUCCAGCUGAUCAAAUGGCUCCUCAUCGCCAUCCCUGCCACCUUCGUCAACAGCGCCAUCCGCUUCUUGGAGUGCAAGCUGGCGCUGGCCUUCCGCACCCGGCUGGUGCACCAUGCCUACAAGACCUACUUCACAGACCAGACCUACUACAAAGUCAGCAACAUGGACGGGAGGCUCGCCAACCCGGACCAGUCGCUCACAGAAGAUGUGCUCAUGUUCUCCCAGUCUGUGGCCCACCUUUACUCCAACCUCACGAAGCCCAUCCUGGAUGUGGUGCUCACUUCUUACACGCUCAUCCAGACCGCUCGGUCCAGGGGGGCCAACGCCAGCGGACCCACGCUACUGGCCGGCCUGGUGGUCUUCGCCACAGCUAAGGUUCUUCGGGCUUGCUCGCCUAGAUUUGGCAAGCUGGUGGCCGAGGAGGCUCACAGGAAGGGCUAUUUGCGCUAUGUGCACUCCAGGAUUAUCGCCAACGCCGAGGAAAUAGCCUUCUACAGGGGACAUAAGGUGGAGAUGCGUCAGCUCCAAAAGUGCUACCGCGCCCUGGCGGAACAGAUGAACCUGAUCCUCUCCAAGCGUCUGUGGUACAUCAUGAUCGAGCAGUUCCUCAUGAAGUACGUGUGGAGCAGCUGUGGCCUCGUCAUGGUGGCUGUGCCCAUCAUCACCGGCACCGGAUUCGCCGACAACGAAACAGCUGAUGGUCGCAAACACAUGAUGGUGAGCGAGAGGACGGAGGCUUUCACCACCGCACGCAACCUUCUCGCCUCGGGAGCGGACGCCAUCGAGAGGAUUAUGUCAUCCUACAAAGAGGUCACAGAGCUGGCAGGCUACACGGCGCGGGUCCACAACAUGUUUGUGGUGUUCCAGGACGUCCAGAGGGGCGUCUACAAGCGCUCCUCUCUCACGGCCGCUACGGGAGUGGAGAAGAGGAGCAAGCCCGAGAUGCACAUUGACGGACCGCUGGAGAUCAAGGGGGAAGUAAUCGACGUGGAUAACGGCAUCGUGUGUGAAAACGUCCCGAUCAUCACGCCUAACGGCGACGUGGUCGUGUCAAGUCUCAAUGUCAAGGUGGAUGAGGGAAUGCACCUAUUGAUCACCGGACCGAACGGCUGCGGUAAAAGCUCCCUCUUUCGUAUCCUCAGCGGUUUGUGGCCUGUGUACGGCGGGCGCCUCCAUAAACCGUCUCCUCAGCAUAUGUUCUACAUCCCUCAGAGGCCUUACAUGUCCAUGGGCUCCCUACGCGACCAGGUCAUCUAUCCAGAUUCGGUGGAAGACAUGGCCGCCAGAGGCCUCAACGACAAGGACAUGGAGGCCAUCUUGGACAUUGUCAACCUCAACCACAUUGUCACCAGGGAGGGAGGCUGGGAUGCCGAACUGGACUGGAAGGACGUGUUGUCUGGAGGCGAGAAGCAACGGAUGGGCAUGGCACGCAUGUUCUAUCACAAGCCUAAAUACGCCCUGUUGGACGAGUGCACCAGCGCUGUGAGCAUCGACGUGGAGGGCAAGAUUUUCCAGGCCGCCAAGGACGCCGGCAUCUCCUUGCUCUCCAUCACGCACAGACCUUCGCUAUGGAAGUACCACACGCACCUGCUGCAGUUCGACGGCGAGGGCGGCUGGCGCUUCGAGCAGCUGGACACGGCCACGCGCCUCUCGCUCACCGAAGAGAAGCAGCGCCUGGAGAACCAGCUGGCCGGCAUCCCCGAGAUGCAGCAGCGCCUCAACGAGCUCUGCAAGAUCCUGGGCGACGACUCGGUGCUCAGAACAGCUGAGCAGUGAGGGUAGGGGGGAGGGAGGGUGAAAAGGGGAGUGGCUUUCCUCUGCCCCCCCCACACACACUUAUUUUAUAUUCUUUUCCAAUUAUGCGGGCAUAUUAUAUCAAAAAUCCUCCAUUUUAAGCAGCAAAAAUAAGGAGCACAUUUUGUCAACAUGCUUGACAUUUAUAACAAAAUGUGAUUUUGUUGAGCAGGUUUUUAAUUGAUUUAACUUUAAUAUUAAUUUAUUUUAAGUAGCACUUUAUUCUACCUGUGGUAUUUUGAAAUAGUUUAAUAUACAGUAAUUACUAAAUUAAGCAGUAUUUCAGCAGUUUUUUUCUUUAUUUUGAUUCUAUCAAUUUUUUAAUGUCACGGCAUGCCUUUUUUUUUUGUGCAGAAUCAAAUUCUUUAAUGAUGUCUUAGCCCGUUUCUUUCCCCAAGCAGCUGCCUUUUUUCUAGUUUUUGCCUCAGGCUGCAAGCCCACUCAGACUUACAGAAUAAAUCAUCUAAAAAGUC
Nerophis lumbriciformis (worm pipefish) is the source of this 2807-nucleotide messenger RNA. It is a transcript of the gene abcd2, whose product is annotated as ATP-binding cassette, sub-family D (ALD), member 2. The record is from RefSeq and is a predicted model, not a curated record. Gene Ontology annotation, biological process: peroxisome organization; very long-chain fatty acid catabolic process; fatty acid beta-oxidation. NCBI's taxonomy places the organism in Eukaryota, Metazoa, Chordata, Actinopteri, Syngnathiformes, Syngnathidae. Gene Ontology annotation, cellular component: peroxisomal membrane. Gene Ontology annotation, molecular function: ABC-type transporter activity; long-chain fatty acid transmembrane transporter activity; ATP hydrolysis activity.